This is a messenger RNA of Hyposmocoma kahamanoa, 2357 nucleotides long. It is a transcript of the gene Syn, whose product is annotated as synapsin. Gene Ontology annotation, molecular function: metal ion binding; ATP binding. Gene Ontology annotation, biological process: neurotransmitter secretion. The record is from RefSeq and is a predicted model, not a curated record. NCBI's taxonomy places the organism in Eukaryota, Metazoa, Arthropoda, Insecta, Lepidoptera, Cosmopterigidae. The transcript is spliced from 13 exons. The coding region runs from base 1 to 1839 and encodes 612 amino acids. Gene Ontology annotation, cellular component: synaptic vesicle; synaptic vesicle membrane.
AUGGCAGGGGACGUCAAAAUAGAGCGUGCGGGGUGUCCAGGCAUCUGUGGCCCGCAGGCCGCGACCACAUCAACCCUGUCUUUCUCAAGCUUCCGCACUUCCUUUACCAGCAAUGUCAAUUACCUGAAAAGAAGAUUCAGCUCGGGAGACCUGCAGUCGGAUGCAGAUGAAGGCGAAGUGGACCCAUACACCGGCCGUACGGCUACCACCAGCCAGCCGAAGCCUGGCACCCAGAGGCCUGUAUCACAGGUCACUGGUGGUAGCAUUGGCAGCGCGUCAGGUGCACCGCCGGCGCCGUCUUCCGGCGCAGCUGGUGGGGACCUAUCGCUGAAUCUCCGAGGGGGCUCUCGAGGAACAUCUGCUCCGUCAUCACCUGCCAAAUCCCGAGAAUCCUUACUCCAACGUGUGCAAUCUCUAACUGGAGCCGCAAGGGAACAAGGGUCUAAUUUAUUAGGGAGUGUAACAUCGGUGGCAUCCGUUGGUCGUGGGUAUAACCGCGACCGUUGCGUAACGCUGCUAGUCAUCGACGACCAAAACACCGAUUGGUCCAAGUACUUCCGUGGGCGCCGCCUCCCUGGAGAGUGGGACAUACGUGUGGAACAGGCCGAGUUUAGGGAACUCUCGGUGACAGCGAAUUCUGAUGGCGCAAAUGUUUCGAUGGCCGUAUAUCGCGGUGGCACCAAAGUCACCCGGUGCUUUAAGCCUGAGUUUGUGCUGGUGCGGCAGAAUGUGCGCGACGCGGGCGCAGACUAUCGCGCGCUGCUCCUUGGACUGAAGUUUGGCGGUGUGCCUUCCAUCAACAGCUUGAACUCCAUCUAUCACUUCCAAGAUCGGCCGUGGGUAUUCGGCCAUCUACUGCAGCUACAAAGGCGUCUGGGCCGGGAGAACUUCCCUCUCAUCGAGCAGACCUAUUACCACAACCAUACGGACAUGGUCACAGCGCCCAAAUUCCCUGUCGUAAUCAAGAUAGGGCACGCGCACAGUGGUGUCGCCAAGGUGAAAGUGGAUACCUUGGCCGACUUCCAGGACAUUGCUGGAGUAGUAGCAAUGUUGGGCACCUACUGCACCGUGGAACCGUACAUCGACGCCAAAUACGACAUUCACAUACAAAAGAUCGGCACCAACUACAAAGCUUUCAUGCGCAAAUCCAUAUCGGGAAAUUGGAAGACUAAUCAGGGAUCGGCCAUGCUCGAAGCGAUCGGAAUGAACGACAGAUAUAAAAUGUGGAUCGAUGAGGUAAGCGAGAUCUUCGGAGGCUUGGAGGUAUGCGCUUUGGAGUUGGUGGUUGGCAAAGAUGGACGCGAGCACAUUAUUGAGCUGAACGAUUCUGCUACCACCUUUAUGGGUGAUUCUCAGGAGGAAGACCGCCGCCAUCUUGCAGAGCUCGUGCUGCAACGUAUGCAGGCGGUGUGCCGGCCAGGGAUAACUAAGACCACAUCGCGGAGCUCGGUGUCUGGGAGCUCAGCAACGUCUCCCGAAGAACGCAAUCCACCCCUGCCUGGGUCGGGGCCCCCGAGCGCACCCCCGCCCGCGCCCCUCACCGCCGGCGCCAGCAUCGACCGCCCGCUGCCGCCCAUCCCGGCAGAGCCUUCGCAGCCGCCACCGCCGCCAUUGGCUAGGCGUGAUUCUCAAGCAUCUCAAUCAUCGACGGUGUCGUCGGCGUCGGCAGCGCCGAGCGCCGCCAGCGGCGCUGCCCCCGGCGCGGCACCGGCGUCGUCCGCCGGCGGGCGCGGGGGCUUCGCGCGCCAGGGCUCUCUCAGCGCCGCGCUCACCGAGGACGCCGAGGACACCAUGAAGAACCUCCGCAAGACCUUCGCCGGCAUCUUCGGCGACAUGUAAUGUCACCAGCACGUGGUACUUCGAACAACAGCCCUGUAAAUACAACCAUCGCUCAGAAUUAGCUCAAGGAUCGGUGAAAUUUUCUGCUCUUCGUACUUAUGAAAAGAACAAGUCUACAACGGUUUCCGUAAUUAUGUGGUCGUGCUAGCCCUACUAGACUUAUUCCUUUUUCAUAGCUACAUAUGAAAGACAGUUUACUUAUUGGACCAAAGGUCCUUAUCACAAUUAACGCAAUCGACGUAUUGAGCGAAAUUGGGUUAUUAACUAUCUGAAAUCAGCGAAACGAUAUCUGUAAACCCCUUUAAGCGGUUUUUUAUAUCUUAUUUAAUAUCAGUUUCAAAAGGCUUUGGAUGCCAUUAUCUCGGAAGUUACCAAAAAGCAAAUCGUCAGCUAAAUUUAAAAAUCUCGUAACUAAGUUUUUUGGACGAAAUCCCUUUUUGUACUCUUCAAGCGCAAAAUCGGGCAAUUAUUGCUUAAAAUAUAAUUUCUAGAUCUUUUUUAGUUAUAAAAUAGAGGCA